Zophobas morio is the source of this 2009-nucleotide messenger RNA. RefSeq names its product casein kinase II subunit alpha-like. The record is from RefSeq and is a predicted model, not a curated record. The transcript has a single exon. Lineage: Eukaryota; Metazoa; Arthropoda; Insecta; Coleoptera; Tenebrionidae. Bases 741 to 1883 code for a protein of 380 amino acids. Gene Ontology annotation, cellular component: cytosol; nucleus; protein kinase CK2 complex. Gene Ontology annotation, biological process: peptidyl-threonine phosphorylation; peptidyl-serine phosphorylation; regulation of cell cycle. Gene Ontology annotation, molecular function: ATP binding; protein serine/threonine kinase activity.
AACUUCCCUCGCCCCUGAGGUACGGUACAACAAAUCCAUCUUUUUCGAAAAAUUAUAACCCUUUUUAGUUAGAAUAAAAAUAUGUUUGUAAUAUUGAAGUAAAUGUAAAGAAGUGUGCUAUGCGUGCUAUAUACACACAAAAUUAAUAAAUACUAACUAAUAAAAAUCGCCACCGGCGGCAGAUGGACGGAAACGGGAGACCACUUUUUCCGUACAUCUGCCACCGGCGGCAGAUGGACGGAAACGGGAGACCACUUUUUCCGUACUCUAGAGGCAAUGAAACGACCAGAAAACAUGAAACUGGCAAGUUAGCUAACGCUCAGGAUUUCAAAUCAUCAAAAACUAAACCAUUUAAAACUUGCGUUUGAACCUGAAACCAACCAGAACUUUUCCUUCAGUUAUCGCGCCGAAAUCUGACACGUCAAACCUACGCAAAAACCCGAUAACCCGCCUUGAUAAAAACCGUGAAUCACAGAACUCAAAAAACCAUAAUUUCUUCGCCUCUUGUCAGUGUCGUGUCUCUAAGUAAUAUCGAACUGUCCUAAAAUCACCACGUCGCCACUCAGCGAUUUCGUUUUAGAGGGGUACCUCACAUUCUGAUUUAGACACUUGAACUCGAUCUAGUUCGCUGUGACACAACAAAACGUCCUUUCAACCGAAUUUCGACCCUUUCGUGCUCCCUGCCAUGAAACCGGUCAGUGCGUCCAGCAUCCAUCCCCGGCUCUAAUCACAAUGAAAUAAUGGCAAAACCCAGCACAUCCCGAGUUUACAGCGACGUCAAUUCGCAAAAACCCAGAGAAUACUGGGACUACGAAAACCACGCCGUGAUCUGGAGCGAGCAGGACGAGUACCAAAUCGUGAUGAAAAUCGGUCGAGGGAAAUACAGCGACGUGUUCCAGGCUGUCACCGUGACAAACAACAAGUGCGUCGUCAAAGUGCUGAAGCCCGUGAAACGGAAGAAAAUCAAGCGGGAGAUCAAGGUCCUGGAGAACUUGAGGGGCGGAACCAACAUAAUCACCCUCAUUGCGGUAGUCAGAGACGAAAUCACCAAAACCCCGGCUCUGAUUUUCGAACACAUCAACAACACGGAGUUCAAGCAGCUGUAUCUCACCCUCAAAGACCCCGACAUCCGCUACUACCUGAACGAGCUACUGAAGGCUCUGGAUUACUGCCACAGCAUGGGGAUCAUGCACCGGGACGUCAAACCCCACAACGUCAUGAUCGACCACGAGAACCGGAAACUCAAACUCAUCGACUGGGGUCUGGCGGAGUUCUACCACCCCGGUCAAGAAUACAACGUCCGAGUGGCCUCCAGGUACUUCAAGUCCCCGGAACUCCUCGUCAGCUACCAAAUGUACGACUACUCGCUCGACAUGUGGUCCUUCGGGUGCAUUUUAGCCUCCAUGAUCUUCAGAAAAGAACCCUUCUUCCACGGGUACGACAACUACGACCAACUAGUGCGCAUUGCCAAAAUUUUGGGCACGGAAGAACUCUUCCAAUACAUAAACAAAUACGACAUACAGCUGGAUCCGAAAUUCAACGAUCUGCUGGGGAUGCAUUCGCGGAAGAAGUGGGAGAAGAUGGUGACUAAAGCCACUGAGAGUUUGGCCACUGCGGAGGCGUUGGACGUUUUGGAUAAGUUGCUGCGGUACGAUCACCUGGAGCGUCUGACGGCGAAGGAAGCAAUGGAUCACGUUUAUUUCUCGGGUGCGAAAGCUUCGGGUUCGGCAAAGGCGUCGGGUUCCACGCCGCGGUCGAAUAAAGCGUCGGUUUCUACGCCUCGGCCGAGCAAAGCGACGGUUUCGACGCCUCGUCCGAGCAAAACCUCCGUUGCUACGCCGCGUUCGGGGAAAAGCAAAACCGGACGCGGCACGUCGGUGUAAUAUGUAAGGUGCAACGUACUUGUUUUUAAUGUUGUUGAAAGAUGUAUACUUUAAGAACACUGUCUAGGAGCUUUUAACAAUAACGGUUUUUUCUGUUGCUGUUGUUUAUCAUUUUAUUUAUUUAAU